AUGGAAAGAUUUUGGGUUUGUCUAGUUUUUUUAUUUAUAUUAACAGAAGUAUCAAGUCUUCAGUGCCAUAAAUGCCCACCUCACGAACAUCUCAGUGCCAAGGCCUGCCUCGCGGGACCACCCGAGGAAUGUCCAUCACACGAUACUGGAUGCUUCUUCGAGUAUGAUAAGAUGGACAUACGUUUAGGAUGCGGACGGGAUUGGGCCCAACCCUCGGGAUGUUACGGGACUGUUUGUAUCACAUGGUGUUAUGGCGACCUUUGUAAUAAGGACUUGUUAAGACAAGCUCCGUUUGAAACUGAUCUGGACGAUCUACCGAAAACAGACAGCCCUGGCAUUCUGCCUUAUGAUUGGCUUGACACACUAUUUGGUGCUGCUUCGAGUACGAAAUGUUCAAAUAGGGUGACAAUUCUGUUUAUUAUUGUCUCUGUAAUAGCAACUAUGUUCUUGUGCUAACUAUCCUAACGGCUCUGUAUUCUGACAAAAUAGAAUAGAAUAGAAUAUCCUGAUAACUGUUGACAACAAUUUUCACAAGUCUUUACUGAUCAUGUAUCAGCCAUGUUACAGUCGAUGAACAUGCAGUACUGAUAAAGCUGCCUGUAGCUGAACAGACUUGAAAUAGCGCUGCCGAGGAAGAAAGCAAGCAUGGGUUUAUUGCACUGAAAAAGUCUUUUCUUUCGAGAAAAACUAGCUUGACAGAACAAAAGAUAAUUUACAUGAUCCCUAAGUGUAUAAUUGACCUGGAGUAGGCCUUGCACUGUUCAUUGUUAUCUACAUCAGUUCUUUAAGAAUACUAAUUCUGAGCCGCGUUGGAGCGUAUAAAGCAUGUAUGUACUAUUAAAUCUAUACAAGUUAAAA
Actinia tenebrosa (Australian red waratah sea anemone) is the source of this 858-nucleotide messenger RNA. RefSeq lists its product as uncharacterized. NCBI's taxonomy places the organism in Eukaryota, Metazoa, Cnidaria, Anthozoa, Actiniaria, Actiniidae. The record is from RefSeq and is a predicted model, not a curated record.